Messenger RNA from Caenorhabditis angaria, 940 nucleotides. The record is from the annotation of a GenBank genome assembly. Lineage: Eukaryota; Metazoa; Nematoda; Chromadorea; Rhabditida; Rhabditidae.
AUGUUGCCGGUGAGAAAAAUUCAAUUUUUAUAUUGUCCUCCCGAAAAAAAAAGAACCUUGGAAGAGAACCGAAAUGGCCUAGGAAACCAAAACUACAGUAGACUUCGCGAAAUUUUGGAGUCUAUUUGAAAAAUAAAAUGCGAAAUUUACACGCUGGCUAUUUGCCAACCAGUUUGAUAUGCAUGUGUCACGUCAUUUUUAGUCUACUGUACGUGAGCGCCAUUUCAAACGGGGGUUCUUUUAUUUUCGGAAUGACAAUAUUUAAUUCAUCUAAUUUUUUAAAAUAAUUUUCAGCUACUAUUUGCUUGUUUUCAAUUAACCCAUGGAUGCGCUCAAACUCUUGGAACAACUCCAAUAACAACCACGGGUAAUUUAAAGAUACUAAUUAAUUAAUUAAUCAUACUAAUUAACUAAUAAUAAUUUUCCAUAACACACUAACAACAAGUUCUACUAACUUCAGAAUCAUCAUCAACCACAGGUUUUGUUUUUUUUUUCAUGAAAUUCAGAUUCAAAUUGGGCCAACUGUUUUAUUUUCAGAUUGUUGUCCGGCUUUGACUCAAACUCUAACAUCUUCUUCAUUUCCUGAUGGAAGUAUGACUUUUGCUUAUAACAGUGAUACGUGUAGAACUACAGUUACAGCAACUUGUGUGUAAGUUCUACCACACUUGAAAUUAUUCAAAAUUGUUUUAUUCAGAUCCACUGAUACAUCUCUUGGACUUUAUGCUGCGAUUGUAGCGAAUACUGAUCAAUUUUUAGAUUAUGGUGAAAAUACAGUAUCUUUUCCAGGAACUUGUACAGAUGGAGAUUGGUAAGUUGAUAUAUUUUAUUGAAUUUUAUAUUCAAUAAUAAAAUUAUAAUAUUUUAAAGGUACAUGGGAACUCCUUCGUUGCAAAUUGAAACCCUCGAAUGCAUUUUGACAAAUCCACCAAGCGGCAAAUAA